AUUGAAGUAAAUUCAUGCCGGAAAGCUGUAUCUAUCGAUUUCAGUUAGAGCGCAAACUAGAUUCUGUUAGUAUAAAAGGUGUGAAGAAGGCGGAAACACCAUUUUCAAUUUUCUGAUCUGUAGCAGUUACAUAAAUCAUCCGAGUGCUUCUUCUUCCAUCCAAUACACACACACACACACACACACACACACACACACACACAUUCGGGAAGUGAACAUGUCAGCGGAAACGGCAUCUUCGUCCACGGCUGGUCCUCCGGCGCCAGUGCAGCGGCCUACGCGUAGAUUUACAGGCCGAAACAACCGCGGCGGCCGUUCCGUCAUUCUCAGCCAACCUGGUGGUUACUCCACCGAGGCCGUUUACAGACCUCCUCAGCCGAUUCGUGGAGGCAUCCCAAUUUGCUUCCCAAAGUUUUUUGACGAAGAAUUCCUGGAGAAACAUGGAUUUGCUAGAACCGAAGUAUGGAUUUUGACACAUGAUACAGCUUUUCCCCCUCCGACACCCGAUCAUGCAUACGUUGAUUUUCUUCUCGAUCAUAAACCCGACGACUUCCAAGACUGGCCUAAUCAUAAAUUUGAGCUCCGUUUACGUGUUAUCCUGGGACCCACCGGAGAUCUGACUAUGACGACUCGUGUAAAAAAUGUCAACACUAAUGGGGAGCCUUUCGCGUUCAAAUUUGCCUAUCACUCCUACUUCUCCGUCUCAAAUAUCCUUGCAACUCGAAUUGAAGGAUUGCAGGGGUUGGAUUAUCGGGACUAUCUAAAUCACAAUCAAUUCACUGAAGAGGCGGAUGUACUCACUUUCGAAGAAGAAUUGGACAGGGCAUACCUGAACACUCCCGAUGAGAUCCGUAUUAGGGACCUUGAGCUUAGAAGAGUUAUUACCAUUCACAAAGAUGAUAGUCUUCCUGAAAUUGUUGUGUGGAAUCCAUGGGAAGAUGAUGCCGGUUUGAUAUCUGAUUUUGGAUAUGAAGAGUAUAAGGAGAUGAUUUGUGUUGAGGCAGCUGCUAUGGAUAGUGAAAUCACUUUGAAUCCGAACGAAGAGUGGACCGCGACUCAGCGCCUUUCUGCAAAGGAAUAUUAACUGCCGUUUUGUUUCUAAACUCUUUUUUUUCCCGUAUACGUGUAAUAUUCUUGAAUUGAAGAGAUUAAGAUCACCUAUAAUCCAGCUUUAAUUUCCUGUUGAACACAGAAACUGUGAUGAAAAUAGGAU
Molecule: messenger RNA, 1213 nt
Organism: Erythranthe guttata (spotted monkey flower)
Lineage: Eukaryota; Viridiplantae; Streptophyta; Magnoliopsida; Lamiales; Phrymaceae
Source: RefSeq, a predicted model, not a curated record